Sphaerodactylus townsendi is the source of this 2234-nucleotide messenger RNA. RefSeq names its product mitochondrial ribosome associated GTPase 2 (gene MTG2). Gene Ontology annotation, molecular function: GTPase activity; magnesium ion binding; GTP binding. NCBI's taxonomy places the organism in Eukaryota, Metazoa, Chordata, Lepidosauria, Squamata, Sphaerodactylidae. Gene Ontology annotation, cellular component: mitochondrion. The transcript is spliced from 7 exons. Bases 139 to 1341 code for a protein of 400 amino acids. The record is from RefSeq and is a predicted model, not a curated record.
AACCGGUGACGCCUUUUGCGCGCUCUCCUCCCAGUGGGGGCGCGCGGCUAUGACGUUAAUCCACGUGCUUCUAAACCCUCCAGUGGCAAAGCCCGUCAGAAAAUGGCUGUUGUAGGAUAAGACGAUGAUGAGGCAAAUAUGCUACAAGUAAAAACCCUUGGGGCCCGCUUGGAAAGGACAUGCAGACCCACGUAUUCGUAUGUACUGAUUUCCUUCUUGCAAAAACAGACCGAGAACGGGCACCGGAGUCUGAGCUCGACUUGUGCAAAAUGCUCCAAGUCUCGGCGGUUGGAACGCAAAAGAAACAUUUCGGAAAAGAAGCUGACCCGAUACUUCGUAGACCACCGGAAAGUGCAGGUGACAGGAGGAAAAGGAGGUGACGGGAUGAGCUGCUUCCACAGUGAACCUCGAAAAAUGUUUGGAGGCCCUGAUGGUGGAGAUGGCGGAGAUGGCGGGCACAUUAUCUUGAAAGUGGACCAACAAAUCAAAUCCUUGGCUUCCGUUCUCCCAGUAUAUCGAGGUGCCAGCGGAGGAAAGGGUGGGAGCAAAAACUGUUACGGUUCGGCGGGUGACUGCACUUACAUUAAGGUUCCCAUUGGCACUGUGGUGAAAGAGGAUUGCAGAGUUGUGGCUGACCUCAACCAGCACGGGGAAGAAUACGUUGCCGUCUACGGGGGUGCUGGAGGGAAAGGCAAUCGUUUCUUCCUGGACAAUUACAACCGGGCACCCAUGACAGCCACUCCAGGAGAACCAGGUCAAGAAAGAGUACUGCAUUUGGAACUAAAGACUAUGGCCCAUGCAGGGAUGGUGGGAUUCCCUAACGCUGGGAAGUCGUCCCUGUUACGGGCCAUCUCCAAUGCAAAGCCCGCGGUGGCAGCUUACCCAUUCACAACCUUAAAUCCUCACGUCGGCAUCGUCCACUAUGAAGGCUACGAGCAAGUUGCAGUUGCCGAUAUCCCUGGCAUUAUAAAAGGAGCCCACCAAAACAGAGGCCUGGGUUUCGCCUUCCUGAGGCACAUCGAGCGCUGCCGCUUUCUCCUGUUCGUGCUGGAUCUCUCUGUGCCGGAGCCGUGGACUCAGCUCCAAGACAUGAAAUACGAACUGGAGCAGUACGAAGAAGGCUUGUCGAAGAGGCCGCACAUUGUCAUUGGAAAUAAGAUUGAUCUUCCCCAGUCAAGGAGCAAUUUACCUCUGCUGAAGGAGCGAGUGCAACACAGAGUCAUCCCCCUCUCUGCUUUGACAGGAGAAAAUCUAGAGGAAUUGUUCUCGCAUCUCAAAGAACUGUAUGACGAUUAUGUAAAAACCGAAGAAACACAGAAGCAAAAACCUCUAAAGUGGUAGCUGGCAACAGAUCUGCGAAUUUAAUUGCAUUUAGGUGGAAGAGAGAGGGGGAAAUGUGUAUGGUUUGUAGUCUCGUGCCUGGUGACUAUAGGAUUUUCUUUGCUCUCCAGGCCUAAAGGUACACUGAGAAAUAAGUUAGGAUGUUGUGAGUUUUCCAGCUUGUGUUGCCCCAGUGUUCCAGUUGUAUUUUCUCCUGACGUUUUGCCUUCAUCUGUGGCUGGCAUCUUCCUGAAACAUCCAGUGAAACGUCAGGAGAAAAUACCACUGGAAUACAGCCAUGCAACCCGGAAAAUCCACAACAUCCUAGUGAUUCCGGCCACGUUCCUUCUGGUUUGGACGCGAGAGGAAAGAGAGUUCUUAAACAGCCUGGAAAACCCACAACAGCCAAUUCUUAAACCAUUCUUCAGUUGAUCCGGUUUCACCAAACGUGGGCUUCAGUGUACAGGAAGGAAAUACCAUCAUGGUAUGGUUGUAACCACAGUUGAAUUCUUGACCCAACCCUGGAAAUUGCAUUCCUGGUCAAACUGAGGGCGGAACCAGAUGUGUGGGUUUUUAAAGAGUUGGGUUCGCUGCAGCCACAGGGAAUGGCUCUUAAAAAGUCCAUUUGAGCUCAGAAUACCACCAUGGCUGGGAGGAAGAGCCCCUGCCAACCCCCCCCCCCAAAUCCCCCCAGCUGUUUUUCCAUACUGGAACAGCCUGGUGGGGGGGGGGAAGAGUUAUUUCCCCAUAUUUGCUGCUUCACGUUGAGUAUUCUGUGCAGGUGGACGAGCCAAAACAGGAAAAUAAUCCUCCGACCGCUAUUUCAGUAUGGGAGCUUGUGGGAGGGGAAGCCCCUGCAGUGGCAUUUCAAGCCCAAAUGGGCUCUCCUUUUUUUAAGAUAUUGUUUAAAGCAG